Messenger RNA from Schizosaccharomyces octosporus yFS286, 964 nucleotides. Its product is annotated as phosphoglycerate mutase family protein. The coding region runs from base 99 to 764 and encodes 221 amino acids. Gene Ontology annotation, molecular function: phosphatase activity. Lineage: Eukaryota; Fungi; Ascomycota; Schizosaccharomycetes; Schizosaccharomycetales; Schizosaccharomycetaceae. Gene Ontology annotation, cellular component: cytoplasm. The transcript has a single exon. The record is from RefSeq and is a predicted model, not a curated record.
UCGGUUCAGGAAUGAAGUAGUUUGGUAAGUGGUGAGGUGGUUAAUUCACAUACUCAGACUGCUUUGAACUUUCCACUCUUCAUAAUACCUCAUUGAACAUGUCUACCUCAAACGCACAGUCAACACGAGAACAGACUGUUUAUUUAAUCCGCCAUGGACAAGCACUUCAUAAUGUAGGUCCCAAUGAAGAUCAUUCAAUUCGUGAUCCUGUUUUAACAGACUUGGGAAUAGAACAAUCGAAAAGGCUAUCCAAGCAGCUCGCUGACCAAAACGUUCCAAUUGAUGCCAUCGUUUGUUCUCCAAUGCGCCGUACCCUGCAAACUAUGGAACUUGGUUUAAAGGAUUAUCUCAAAAAUCAAAACGCAGAAGAAAUCCCUGUUUAUAUCAACCCUUUGUUUGAAGAGGUGGGCAGUUUACCUUGUGAUAUCGGCUUGGAGGUCCUAGAACUCUCUCGCACGUACCCUCAGUAUGAUCUGAAGGCCUGUUCUGAUGGAAUUUAUCCAGAAAAGAGAGAUAUCUACUCUGAAGAUAUCGAGAUCAGCAUCGUCAGAUCCAAAUCUGCUUUGGAAUACUUGUCUACUCUUCCCCACAAAAAGAUUGCUGUUGUGACCCAUAGCGCUUUUAUUCGCUUUUUAUUAGAUAAAAUGUCUCCAGGUGUUGACGUUAACUUUUUACCUCCAGAAAUGACUUUCAACAAUUGUGAGUUCCGUGAAUACCGUUUGAAACAGGUAGGCAAGGAAUUCAAGCUUCAAGCCGUUGAGUAAGUCGGAAAUUUUUAAGCGUUUUAUGAAAUUGUCUACGAUCGAGCUUUGUUUUCGCUAUUUAUAAAAAGUAAUUGCUCGUUACGAGGCAGGAAAUACAUGAUAUGCUCGUCUCUUGUCCGUAACUACAUAUAUAUUAUUUGUUAACGAUUUUGGAUAAUACGAAUUCUAUUUCACUAAGCUAUUAACCUUGGUUGGGCAAA